This is a messenger RNA of Doryrhamphus excisus (bluestripe pipefish), 9723 nucleotides long. NCBI's taxonomy places the organism in Eukaryota, Metazoa, Chordata, Actinopteri, Syngnathiformes, Syngnathidae. The record is from RefSeq and is a predicted model, not a curated record.
GCAUCAGAUAUAGAGGUUUGCUCAUUUCGAAGUGAGCCCUAAAACGUUUUACAUGGCUUUGCAUGCUCGGGUUUUCUAACACCUAUAGUUCGACUGACGUCAAUGCAAUCCGGACUUCCAUUGCCUCCGUUUGGGUCGUAAGCAGAAAGUCCAUGGAAAUAUUGCAGGAAGAGGUGCAAAAUCUGGAAGAUCUAGAACGCUUUUUGUGCGGGUUAUUGCGUGUAGCUGCGCUAUAGAAGUCCACAUCACAAUAAAAAGCAUUGGAAAUUAGCAUAAUAGGUCCUCUUUAAAAAAAAAAUCUCUUAUAAUUUAAAUCACGAUUCAUUUGUAUCAUUUUUGUGCGUUAGUCCUAAAGAAAUCACAGCCUUUUAAUAAUUAUUAUUACACUCCUCGUAGUCUUGUUCUACUUAAAAUACACUUGCAAUGGUCUUUCGGCCAUCAUUUUAAUAGAAAUAAAUAGAAUAUUCACAACAUUGUUUAUUCAUGCUCGUAAUAAUAAAGACAAAUCAAUUGAUGUGAUCACUCCUGCAAGCUAGCGGGUAGUAAAGUGAAGUGAAGGGUAGUAAAGUGUAGUCCAUUAUGCCUAUAGUUCACUUUUUCGCAAUGCAGCUUAAGUCAAGUUCUUUACAAAAUUGUCAAUACUUAGAAAUGUGAUUGCAUGUUAUUGUGAAUUACAUUUUGUAAUAUGCAUGUUGUGGCUGAUGCCAUUUAAAAAGGAGGGACAUCGAGAAGGUCCUCAAACAAGCGUUAUUUAUCUUAGUAGGUUAGUAGAGGACAUAAAGCCUCCCUGGAUGAAAGCCAUGGGGUGGGUGCUCGGCAAGCUUUGAUUACCGUGCUUAGCCAUGGGAGUGGACGUUGUGUGCUCGCAUGAAAAAAAAAGCUGCUUAAACUAAGACAACAUUUGGAAAGCUCGCCACACCAUGCGAAAUACAAUCGAGACCCAGGUUACAAGAGGUGCGUAACAGACGCCUUUUGGCCUCGCAUUGCAUUGCAUUGCAUCCACGGCUUCGUAACAGGUUAUGUAACGUUGCCGUGGCUCUCACCCGGAUGCUAGCAGGCUAAAAGCAGGUGUCCGCCCGGGCCCACCUGGAAAAGUUGGUAAAGGGAUUGCACGGUCUAAGCCGAGGUGAUGCUAACAGGAGGCUAGCUGGUAAAAAAAAAAUACGUCGCGCGGUGCUGUCAAUGAGCAGGCCUUAAGACGACAGCGACCCCAUCAACAACAAAGGGUUGGACGGAUCCUUAGCGAGUCGCUGUAGCUCGCGUGUAUUCGAGGCUGUUCAAGCACAAACUGUGCACCACGAAGACUACAUUGUGGCUGAAAUCAGUCAAACACAACACCACGGCGAUGUGUGUGGCGAACAAAUCCGAGUGUGUGUUAGCACGAUGCUAACAGCAUGGCAGCAUCACCCAGACAGGUCAACAAAACAAGCCAGCCUUACGACAAUAUAACACGAAACUCACAACUCGGCUAUUCUAUGGCUUCCGCGUUACCUGGCAUGGUGCUCUCUGUGUCCUGUUGACAGCGUAACGUGACAAAAAACUUUGUUCUCUCGCCAAGCGAAGUGUGUCUUGCUGCCGUUGGGGAUUCAGUGCAGCAAUGCAAUGGUGCGCCAGGGAGCUAAAUCUUGUUAGCCACCUUGCUAACCCGUACAGAACUAGCCCGGUCACGUGACCCGAGUUACGUUUAAGCACUACGUAAAUGUGCAUUCUGUUUGGCAAUUGUGGUUGUUUUGCGUCAUUGGUGUCGUCCUGGACAGGUUUGAUGGCAGUUAUUAUUAUGUGUUCAUUAAUAUUAAUUAAUUCCAAACACAUAUAAUUAAUUAUACAUUAGAAUCAUGCCCUGGUGUCAGCAUUACAAAACAGGUAAAAAAAACAUGCUGAAAAUAACUGGACUUAAGGGGUAUGUGAACAAUCAUAUCGCCCUCCAUUUUCCUUAUGUUGUGUUUUAAUUUCAUUUUGGAACUUUUGCUUUUCGCGUUUGGGACGUUGCAAGGUCAGUGUAACGUUUGGCAAUUAAAUUAUCAUGAAUGGGAAUUUUAAGCAAAUUUUUUUGGAAUACAGAAAAUUGUCAUGAAAUACAAAUCGUUCUUUUUCAGUGUUAAAAAGCAAGUACUAUAUCCAAAAUACAGUUUCAUUUGUGUCAUAUACUUCACAUAACAAAAAAAGUCAAUAAAGAAGGAAAAGGGGAAGGAAAAAACAGACGUACUGCGACCUUGGGCAACACUUUCUGUAUCCGGUAAAAGUCCAGUCUUCAAAAUAAAAGCACGUCAUCACAAUAUUACAGCACACUCGUAUUGCUGUGAGGCGAAAACGUAUUUGAAGCCAUAUACUCAGAAAUGAUUUAAGAGAAAGCAUAACGAGACUUUACAGCUGCAGAAAUCUCUCACCAUGAUUACAGUAUCUGCUUUUUCCGAUUCGAGAUACAGCACCCCCCCCAGGCCAGUCCGCGGUCUUACAUUUAAAUCAUAACUUCCGCCGUCCGAAUAUAAAAAAUAAAACAUCUGUUUAUGGUCAGUUGUUUUCAUUUCGAUUGACUGUUUAUUUUUUCUUAUUUGAAAUAUACAUAAAAAACCAACAGCUUAUUUGGGGUGUAUUUGUUGCUUUUUGACGCAUAAAGAAGAACAAUUUGUAUUUCACAAUGCAAUUGAAAUGAACCAGUCGUUUUUGUUUAUUUCCACAUUAAUGAAAAGAAAAUUAAAUGACCAAAAGUUACACAGGCCUUAACAUUGAUGUGUUUUGCGAGUCAGUGAUCCUCACGUUUCUCUUAUUAGCUAACCGGCAUUGUUAUGUGACGCACGUCUAACCUUGUGCUGUAUAUGCCCUUAUAUUGAACAUUUUAAUGUAUGUGACGUUACGAUAAGUGUUCUCUUAGAAAUCACCCUUUCAUUUACUGGUUGACUACUACUGUCAACUACUACAGUGUAACGUCAUGGCAAGUCAAAAUCCCCAGGCACUUGGAACGCAGCAUUACUCACACCAAAAACAAAUGCUUGCGUGGCUUCACGAACCAUGGGCAUUUGUGUCAACUCCCCGCUAGCCAGCUGCGACAAUACAUUACAGUUGACUCUAAUGUCAUGUCAAAUAAUGUGAUGCUGAGCAAGAUCGCCAAAUUGCAGUGACUUGACAAGAGAAAAAAACACUUGAAGGUACCACAUGUUGCAGAAGUGUCAGUUUGCGUCACCAUUUUCUUUUAGUCUCAAAGCUGACUCUUAACAUGCAGUCAAAACACACUCACCAAACUACUUCAGCUGUAAACAAGAAGCGAGUCAGUUGGAGAACACGAUCUUCGCUGGUCCUGAAUGUCAACGCUGUGUGAAAUUCCCGAUCUUUAUUUUUUUUUUGCCAGAACUUGCUUUCAUUGACAGUUUGUUGGCGCUAAAACGGACAAAACCACCGCAACGUUGAAGGAUAAAAUAGCGUUGUGCUAUGCCGCGUUUGUCCAGCUGGAACCUUCGACUAUUGGUUGAAGACCACGUCAAUCACAUCGUUGGCGCGGUACGAUUGGCUAGUAAUGCUACACGUACUGCAAGUCGGUAAACAAACAAAAUAUACCGCAUGUUCUUAUUGUCCCCCUUUUAGUCAAUGUGGCUAGUUAAUAUUUUACUAAGAUAAUGUUUUCUUGACCCACUUUAGUAUACAGAUGGUAACUUUUGAGAUGCCUUACAUUUACAUCGUAAUGCAUAGUUAAAUGCGGUAUCUUAAUUUAAAAGUUCCAUAUUUGUUUUUUAAUAACUCUUUGGAGGUAACGAAGCAAAUCCAGCACAGAGAUCAGCUUGUGAGUACAGACAGAUAAAAACAUACAGAUAAAUACAUACAGUACAGGGGAAACAUCUGCCUUUAAUGAGAGCAUGCAGUACCGUCUAUCUGCAGUGGAGGGCGACUAUACCAUACCAGUUAUACAAAAGAAAAAUGGAAUAAUUAACUUUGGUUAAAAUAGUCUUCAAAUUGUUUUCAAAUACUGCUUGUCACACUAAUGUAAAUAUUGUAUUGACUAAAACAUUUGUUCUUUACCAUUUAUUUGUGUAUGAAGUACAUGCACUGUAACAUAAUUUUAGAUUUGUCAUUGAAAUUUAUCAUUAAAUGUAUUAUCAAUAUAUCUGUGUAUGAUUCUUCUCAGCUUAGUCUUCCAAGACCUGUCUGCCAUCAGCAGAAACAUUUAUUACAGUAUACACAAUGUCUACAGCCUGUGUAAUGUCUUUAAUGUAAAUAUGACAUCCUUAUUAUUUGUAAUCAUGUAUAAUAACUGCUGUCUCCAUAUAGAGGAAAAGGCAGCUGGGAUAGGUCCCAGCAGGCCCGCGACCUUAGUGAGGAUAAGCAGUAUAGAAAAUGGAUGGAUGGAAAAGAAAGAGGUAGAGAGGUCACAAAAGACCCCACAACAGCGUCCAAUGAACUGCAGGCCUGACAUGCUUCAGUUAAGGUCAUUGUUCACUCGGCAAAAUGGGCUGCAUGGCAGAAAUUCCAAGAAGAAAAUCACGGCUUAACAAAAAUAAAAUUAAAGCUUGUCUCUAUUUUGCCAGGAAACAUACUACAAAAUACUCGAGACAAAAGUAGAACUUUUUGGAAGGUGUGUGAUUGCGAUUACAUCUGCCGUAAAAGUAACACAGCAUUUCCCUAAAAUAACAUCAUACCAACAGUAAAAUAUGGUGGUGGUAGUGUGAUGAUCUGGUGCUGUUUUGCUGCUUCAGGACCUGGAAAAGUGAUAAAUGGAACCAUGAAGUCUGCUGUUUACAAAAAAAAAAAUCCUGUAGGUGAAUAUGCAGCCAUCUGUUGGUGACAACUUGGGUUCUGCAGCAGGACAAUGAUCCAAAACACACCAACAAAUCCACCUCUGAUUGGCUGAAGAAAAACAAAAUGAAGACUUUACAGUGGCCGAGCAAAGUCUUGACCUGAAUCCUAUUGAGAUGCUGUGGCGUGACCUUAAAAAGGCACCUCGUGAACCUCGGAAAAAACUCCAAAAUUGUAGCUAAAUUACAAUAAUUCUGCAAAGAUGAAUGAGCCAAAAAUGAGCCAGAAAGAGACUUAUUGCAUCUUUUAACAAACACUUGAUUGUAUUUGUUGCUGCUAAGGGUCAAGCAUCCCUACAGUCAAAAGUUAGCACCCUUUCACAACUAUAUAAAAAUAAAUGUUUUUCAAGAAUUAAAGUUGAUUAGUUGCUAGAACAGGUGAGUAGUUUGAGUGUGUGUACAGAUGUUGCUCAGUAUAAAGUAAUCUCAAUGUGUGUGUGUGUUAUGGGUGUGCCUCAGUUUGCUCGAAGACUUCCAGGGUCCCAAAGAUAAUGUUGGAAUUCAUGAGAGGAUUGCAGGGCCAGGGUUCCUUCCUGUCACCUGACUCUCAUCACUUCCCAUGUUUGGCUUCCUGCGUCGACCUCGAAGGAGAGACGCAGAUUUGAAUCAUUCGCCAUCUGUUUUAUAGUUUGGUGUCGCAGCUACAACACACACAGCUGCACUGCUCCCCAAAAUUUUUGAAAAAAUGACACCCCCCACCUCCCCAAAUGUUUUCAAAGGCAUGUGUGCAUGGACUCAGAAGAAUAAUGGCCCAUUGAAGAUGCAGGAAAAACAACUAAAAGUAAGAAAAGCGACAUGAUGCCAGGGGCCUCUUGGAUUUGGAGCAAUGAGGGGAUGCAUGCCAGGUAAUGGCUUCCAGACACAUUCUGAUUUCAAAAUUCAAUUACUGUGUGUGUGUGUGUGUGUGUAAUGCAGCCCAGAGCCCUGCAAGUACAAGCGAGGUAAAUUACACAACUGUGUGGUGCAUGUCCAUUAAAAAAAAGCCACUUAAAUUUGGACGCGAGAGGUGGCUUUUGAAGAAGAUGAAAGAAGCUGGCAGAGAGGAACAUGUAAUUAGAGGAAGGGCAGGUAAUGCCAAGUCGGAGGUCAGAAAGGUACACCCCCCCUAACUCGAUCUCCAUCACACACACACACACAAUAGGUAACUCCCCCUCCCGUGUGCUGUCAGAGUCCUCCCUCUCUUGUUAACGUUGCCACUUUUCCCUUCCAGCGGUGUAGCAAGGCUUCCAGUUUGAGGCUCAAUGCAAACUGGGGCUCUUUAUAGGAGGAGGAAACGUCUUUGAUCAACAUUGGAGCUGGUCACAAUUUGUCAUUUUGCAGCGUUCUUCCAUCCAGCCAGGAGGAGAGGAGAAGAAGGGGGACAAAGAUUUGUGUUGCAGCAGCACUCCGAAGGACCCUGGCUCCUGUAAAGAUGGCUGAUGCACUGGACUGCAGCAGCCCUCCAGAAUCAAGUACCAGCUUAUCGGUGCCAUCCUCUCCUGCCACAUCGAGGAAUGACUGCAGCAUCAUGCCCCUCACACCAUCACCCUCGCCGAGGGUGGAGGUCAGACCCAGGAUGACAUGUCCCUUCCUGGUCGUAGUGGCGAUAGACUUCGGGACAACUUCGAGUGGCUACGCUUUCAGCUUCACACAAGACUCUGAAGCCAUCCACAUGAUGAAGCGAUGGGAGGGCGGGGACCCCGGUGUAGCCAAUCAGAAGAGCCCCACGUGCCUGCUGCUGACUCCCGAUUUGCGCUUCCACAGUUUCGGGUUUGCUGCGCGAGACUUUUACCAUGACUUGGAUCCAGACGAGGCAUGGCAUUGGCUCUACUUUGAUAAAUUCAAGAUGAAGAUCCACAGUACUUGUGAUCUCACUAUGGAAACUGAGCUGGAGGCCGUCAACGGUCGGAAGGUCCGAGCUAUCGAGGUGUUCGCUCAUGCCCUGCGCUUCUUCAGGGAGCAUGCACUGAAGGAGGUGAAGGAGCAGUCCUCAUGCGUGAUGGAGGGGGAGGAGAUCCGAUGGGUGAUCACUGUGCCCGCCGUGUGGAGACAGCCUGCUAAGCAGUUUAUGAGAGAGGCUGCAUACUUGGCUGGUCUGGUGUCUCCUGACUGUCCCGAGCAGCUCCUCAUUGCUCUGGAACCAGAGGCCGCCUCCAUUUACUGUCGCAAGCUGCGCCUCCACCAGGUGAUUGACCUCAGCCUGCAGCCAAUCACAAAUGGGGUGGAUGUGAAUGGAUCACGACCCUUUGACUCCAGCUUCAGACAAGCGAGGGAGCAGUUGAGGCGAUCCAGACACAGCAGGACCUUCAUGGUGGAGAGUGGAACCGGAGAGCUCUGGUCCGAGCUGCAGACUGGUGACAAGUACAUUGUAGCAGACUGCGGCGGAGGAACAGUCGAUUUGACAGUCCAUCAAAUCGAGCAGCCUCAGGGGACUCUUAAAGAACUCUACAAGGCCUCAGGUGGUCCGUAUGGUGCUGUGGGUGUGGACCUGGCCUUUGAAGCCAUGCUCUGCCAGAUCUUUGGUGAAGACUUCAUCCAGAGCUUCAAAGAUAAGAGGCCAGCCGCCUGGGUGGACCUCACCAUUGCAUUUGAAGCCAGGUAGCGGACGGCGGCACCGGGCAGGGCCAACGCCCUCAACAUCUCCCUGCCUUUCUCAUUCAUCGACUACUAUAAGAGACACAGGGGGCAGAGCGUGGAGGCUGCGCUGAGGAGGAGCAACAUGAACAUCGUCAAGUGGUCAUCCCAGGGGAUGCUGCGACUCACCCAGGAGGCCAUGAACGAGCUCUUCCAACCCACCAUCUCUAAUAUUGUCCGACACAUCGACGAGCUGAUGUCCAAGCCGGAGGUACAGGGUGUGCGUUUCCUGUUCCUGGUGGGUGGUUUUGCAGAGUCCCCCAUGCUGCAGAGAGCAGUCCAAAAAGCACUGGGCCGCACGUGCCGCAUCAUCAUCCCACAUGAUGUUGGUCUGACCAUCCUGAAAGGGGCGGUGCUGUUUGGGUUGGACCCCACUGUGGUUCGAGUGCGUCGAUGCCCGCUGACAUACGGUGUGGGCGUCUUAAACCGCUUUGUGGAGGGACGCCACCCACGGGAGAAGCUCCUCAUCAAAGAUGAUCGUGAGUGGUGCACGGACAUCCUGGAUCGCUUUGUGUCCGUGGACCAGUCAGUGGCUUUGGGCGAGGUGGUGAGAAGAAGCUACACGCCGGCUCGCCGCGGCCAAAGAAAGAUCAUCAUCAACAUCUACUGCAGCACCACAGAUGAUGUGACGUACAUAUCGGACCCAGGGGUCAGGAAAUGCGGGAUGAUCACUUUGGACCUGCCUGAGCCUUCAACACCGGCAGGAACAUUAGGGGGAGCAGGAGGCCCAGCGAGGAGGGAGAUCAGAGCCACCAUGCAGUUUGGAGAUACAGAGAUCAAGGUUACAGCUAUGGAUGUCAUGUCCAAACGGUCUGUUAAGGCUUCCAUUGACUUCCUGUCUAACUGAAAGUACAACAACUGACAGCAUUUUACAAACAGUGAGUGUUCGAAUCAAAUCAUGAAACUUUGAAGAGUAAUACUCCACAAUACUACCUAGAAUGAGAGUCCAUGUUACCUCAUUAUAAUCCAAGUACACAGUCAGGCUGUUACCAAGCAGUCUCACAUGGCUGUGCGCCACCAAGUGGCAGAAAAAAUGAACUACAAAAAUGCAUCUUCAAGUUUUGAGCAGGAAAUGAGAUAUCAAACCGGCACCUCAGUAAUAAUGUGCCUAUGUUUAUUUGAAUUUUGGUUGAAGCCCAUCAACUUGUAUGAUCAACAUCAUGUGACACAGGACAUCCCUACAAAAUUUAGGUCCAUCCAUUUUCCUCCGCUUAUCCGGGUCGCAGCAGUCUUAGUAGGGAAACCCAGACUUCCGGUCCCCCGGCCACCUCCUCCAGCUCCACCGGGAGGACACCAAGGCGUUCCCAGGCCAGCUGUGAGACAUAAUCCCUCCAGCGUGUCCUAGGUCUGCACCGGGGCCUUUUCCUGGCUGGGCAUGCCCGGAACACCUCACCAGUGAGGCGUCCGGGAGGCAUCCGGACUAGAUGCCCGAGCCACCUCAACUGACUCCUAUCGAUGUGAAGGAGAAGCGGCUCUACUCUGAGCCCCAUCCCGGAUGACUGAGCUCCGGGAUGUCCAGCUACCCUACGGAGGAAACUCAUUUCAGCCGCCUGUAUCCGCGAUCUCACUCUUUCGGUCAUGACCUAAAGCUCAUCAAAAUUGAGGUAAUAUUCUUAAAUAUCAUAUUUAUAUACUGAUACAGCCAAAAAACAUUUUAUUUUCCAUAAUAGUAAACAUUUUAACCAAGAUCUUUUUGGGUUUCUUUGAGUGGGGCUGCUAUGGGUGUGAUUCCUGUCCAUAUGUACAAAAAACACACAAGCAGUGGUUAAGCAGACUUCUGAAUCUGUGCAUUUAUUAAGAAUGGUCCAAUAAAUAUGCGAGCAGUUAAUGAAUGUGUUCGCACUUCACAUUUCAGUGCAUUUCUUUCUGAAUUUGUCACAAUGAUUAGAAGUUAGAGAGCAGCUCCAGGCUUGCAGGAGAAGAACCGGGCCAGAGGUGGAAAAGAAUUAAUGAUAACUCGACAACGAUGGUGCCCAGUGAGUCAUAUACCAUUACAGCAAAAACUAACAGGUGAAAAAAACCUAAAUGAUGACACCUGCUGUUUGCUAUGAGUGGGUACCUACUAACUUCAGUGAUUCUAAUCCAAAAUGCUCACAUGUCUAAUAUUUAGACUUCAGCUGGGUCUUAGUGCGCAUGGGGUCUGCCGCGGCCUCUGCCCCUUCCGGCGCCGCCUGGAGGUCCAUCGACACUGCUGCGCGGGUUCUUGAUGGUCUCGUCGACUGACAGGAUGAGGCACGCCGCCUCUGAGGCUGCGGUCAGAGCGUUGAUACGAACAAUUGACGGCUCCCACACGCAGGCGUUAAAGUUGUCUGCGAUGUCCUCGUUG